AUGCCGAGCCGCCGGAAAAAACUAGCCGGCGGCGGCGGAAGAAAACCCUCCGUGCCAUCGCCCUCGGACUCGGACGUCGACCCGCCGAGCGACGAGGACGUCUUCGAGGACGUGCGUGACGUCGACGCGUUCGAAGACGAGGAGAUCGACGAAGACGAGGCGUUUGACGACGAGGAUGAGGCGCGCUGGGGCGAGGCGUUGGGCGGAGGCGCGGAGAGCGACAAGGCGUGGGACGACGACGACGAUGGCGACGGCUAUGAGGGCGUGAAGAGGGAUGGGAAAGACGGCGAUGAUGAUGAUUUACGAGCGGUGAUGGACAGCGAGGAGGAGCAGGAGGAGGAACCGCGGACGUCGGGUCGUGACGCGGGUAAGGCUUUGAAGCGCCCGCGGGAGGAUGAGCGAGACGACGGAGAGGAGGAUUUGAGGGAUCUGUUGUCGGAAGAAGAGGAGGAGGAAGAGGACGCGCGACGAGAGCGGGCAUUGGAUGAGAUUGUGGGGAAGCGGAAGAAAUUUGAGCUCGAUCCAAGGUACAGACCGGUGGUGAAGCCGGCUGGAGAGGAGAACCUGUUCGCCAUCGCGGCGAGGUCGGAUCAACCAAAGCUGACGCUGAAGGACGUCAUGGCGUCGCUCGGGGAGGACACGCUCUCUCGGGAGACGGUGAAACGAUUGAAUAAGAUCGCGAAAGCGAAGGCGGUGGAUGCACCGCUAGCGAGACCUAUUCAGGAGCGCAUUGACCGCAGGGCGGCGUACGCGGAGACGAGCGCUGACGUGAGCAAGUAUCAAUCCGUCGUCAAGGAGAAUCGCGAGAAGCGUACGUUGAAGUUUGCGCCCGCGCGAGACGAGAUGCAGCGCAAAGACACCCUCGGGGCGCUCACCGCGGACUUUCUGCCCAAGACGGAGAUUGAGAUGGAGAUCGCAAAGGUGUUGAAGGAAACCGGCCACGCGAGCGCCAAGGAUGUCGUUCGAGGCGAAUUGCUCGAGAUGAAUCACUUGGACACCGAGGACAUCAAGUCGCGUCAAGCGAAGCUGGCAAAGAUGCGUGCGGUGCUAUUCUAUCACGAACAAAAGGCGAAGAGGUUGAAGGCGAUCAAAUCCAAGGCGUAUCAUCGCGUCAAUCGCAAGGGCGAGCUCAAAGUCAUCGGCGACGAAGACGACGAAGACGCUGACGGUCAGACCCCGGAAGAGCGCCGCGAGUACCUGCGAGCGCAAGAACGUAUGUUGCUUAGACACAAAAAUACGUCUCGGUGGGCCAAGCGAGCGAUAAAGAAGGGAAUCGCCCACCUCGCAGGGACGCGCGAGAAGCUUCAGGAACAGCUUCGCAUAGGACAACAGCUUCGAGAAAAGAUUGAAGGAACGCGAACGACGACCUCGGACGGGGAAGGGAGUACAGACGCGGAAGAUUCCGACGAUGACGAUGCUCCCGAUGAUCCUGCCGCCGAGCGAAAGCGCAGACUCAAGGCGAAGGCUGCGGCGCUGAAGGCCCUGGAGGAUGGUGGGAGUGAUUUGGCAGGCGCGAAUGAGAGCUUGUUCAAGCUUCCGUUUAUGGCCCGAGCGAUGGAGAAGAGACGGACGGAGAGUCAAGCCGAGGCACGUGAGAUGCUUGACGAGCUUGAUCGGAUGGACCGCGAGGAUGAAGACGGGUCGAGCGAUAGCGAGGAUGACUCGGACGAUGACGAGUGGGAACAGAUGACCGCUCGUGCCAAGCAAGCCGUGGCUCCGAAGAAGGCUCGAGAAGACGAGCCACCGAGCGCAACGACGAAGCCCUCGAAGACUUCUAACAAGAAUUCUAACGGUCCAGUGAUCAAGGCGAAGCCCGUUGGUGAGAUAUCCGACGCGGCGAGAAAGAUGCGCCAAAAGGCUGCAGCUCGCGUGGCGCCGCCACGUGUCGUUGAAGAGGAAGACGAGGAACCGACCGUGAUGCUCGAUGAAGAGCGACAAGUCGGGAUGAAUAAUGAAGACUUGAUGCGUCGCGCAUUCGCGAACGAUGGGAUCGAGGCCGAGUUCGAGAAGGAAAAGCUCGCAGAUGUGAACGCCGAGCUUCCCGACGCCGACACGCCGAAAAAUCUUCCAGGAUGGGGGCAGUGGGCGGGAAGCCAGAAAACACCCAAGUGGAUGAUCGAGGCGGAAAAGAAGGCCAAGGCAGAACGCGCCAAGGCACUCAAGUCUCGCCGCGAUGCCAAGUUGAAGCACGUCGUCAUCAGUGAGAAGUUCGAUAAAAAGGCGGCGCAGUUCAACGUCGAAUCGCUCCCGCACGGUUUCUCGAGCAAGGCCACGUACGAGGGCACAAUGCGCCAGCCGCUCGGUCCAGACGUCAAUACGUCGAGCAUGUUCACCAAGCUGAAUGCACCGAAGAUUUUGAAGCCGACUGGCUCCAUCAUCAAACCGCUCAAACUACCGAAGCAAAAGCAAAAGACAAACAAAUCCCGCCGUUGA
Messenger RNA from Ostreococcus tauri, 2433 nucleotides. Its product is annotated as Small-subunit processome, Utp14. Gene Ontology annotation, cellular component: small-subunit processome; nucleolus. The transcript has a single exon. The record is from RefSeq and is a predicted model, not a curated record. The coding region runs from base 1 to 2433 and encodes 810 amino acids. Lineage: Eukaryota; Viridiplantae; Chlorophyta; Mamiellophyceae; Mamiellales; Bathycoccaceae. Gene Ontology annotation, biological process: rRNA processing.